Messenger RNA from Symbiodinium sp. CCMP2592, 2946 nucleotides. Lineage: Eukaryota; Dinophyceae; Suessiales; Symbiodiniaceae. The record is from the annotation of a GenBank genome assembly.
AUGGCGGGUAAGGCCAGGCCCCUACGCCUCCAGACCAGAUCUAUCAGCUGUGGCACCCUCUACGCUGGACAAUCCUUUAUGGAGGCCAACGAUGUUAAGGAGGAGCCCCGCUUGGAUGAUCGAGAGAAUAUUGAAGAGGACUUACGAGCAGCCCACGCGAUGCUGCAGAGCCUGAAGAUGAGGGCUCGCAAGCUUGAGGCUUUGAAGGAGCCAGGGCCCGUUGCUGGAUUCGCUGCACCGGUAGACCCUGUUCCUCCUGCCCGGCCUGUUGCCACUCCCGCCCGAACCGAGAAGCCCCAGCGCACACAGCCACCAGUGAUGACUGAUGCGCAGCCUAGAUCAUAUUCGUUCUGGGAGCAAGCCUACCCCGAAAAUUCACAAGAGACAAGGGACCGACGCCGCUCGGAAAGGGCAUCCCCAGAGAUGUCCCCGAAAGACCCGAAGAACCCAAAGUCCAGCGAAGGUUUGGCUGCAACAAAAGCCACAAGCCCUCGAAACUCCGAUGCAUCCCUGAAGCCCCAUGAGUCAAGCAGAAACAACAUGAAGACAGAGUCCUUCAAUCAGCGCAUGGAAAUUGUGAUCCGCAAUGUGAAAGAAGGACGUGUGGUCAUAGAUAGUGGCUUUUACAGCGAGUCUGCGAUGAAGACGGAACUGAAGUUUGACAAGGAUCGCAUCAAGGCCGUCGUCGCAUACUGUACGAAGACCAAGGAGGAAUUCUCUCAGUAUGUCGAAAUCAUCGACAACAACACGAGCCUCCCGAAUCCUGUGCUCGGCAACGAAGCGUUGCCCUGCUACGACGAGGACAUCGAGAAGAUUCCUCAGAUAUUGGGGGAGAUUCUCAAGGUGCGCAUCAAAGUCGACAAGACUCUCGAGGAGCUGAAGAAGAAGAAGAAGGACCCACAGAGCAAGGAUGGGAAGUUGCUCACCGAGCACGGCGAGCAAUUGAUGAAAUUGCAUGAUGAGCUUGCAGAGAUUCGUGCUGAUCACAACGCGAAGGAUCCAAGCAAAGAGGCGAUGGGAAAGCUGAAGAACGCCCUGGCAACGGUGGAGAAGUUGUGCCCUGCCCGCAGCCCCAAGCAGGUCGAGUCGAAUCACUAUGGAAGAGAAGAAGUUGAGGAGGACACCAUGAAGACAGUUCUUCGACCGGUGCCUAAGGCCAAAGCGAAACCGGCCGGGGAUUGCGAUGAUGAUGAUGAAAGUCCGGAUGAGGAAGAUGUGCCGCAAGUUCUUCUUCUGCUCCGGCACGUCACGGCCCUGCUUCGAAAGCCUUGGCACGUGCUCGUGGAGCAGGGGAAUGUGAAGAAGUCGAUCUUGAUAAUGCAGAUGAUCUUCGAAGUUCGGGACUGCUUCAAGAUUUGCACCGGCAGUCGAGGACAAAGCACGAAAACAGCUCCCACAAAUCUUUCCAAAAGAAUACAUCAGCUGGAUGUUGGUCAUGACAAGAAGCACCCAGUAUUACGGGUGAAGGAUUUUCUUCAAGCUUUGGCUGAGAGCAACAAGCUUCCUUUAAUGUGGGGCUCUACCAACAACGACUCAUAUGCUGAAGUGCUGCCGAAAUUCUGGAGAAGAUGGAAAACCCAUGACCCGCAGCACGCUGUCUUCAGUCACCACCGGGGGCACAUGGCGCAGGUUCUUCCCUUACAGUUACAUGGGGACGAGGGGGAAACGCUGAAAAAAACAGGCGUGAUGAUAUUGAACUGGCAAUCACCAAUUGGCUUCGGGCUUGCUGGGUCGGAUGAUUCCCCGUCUGCAAUGUCACUCAACUAUCUUGGCAACUCCUACGCCACACGCUUCCUCUACACAGUUUGCCAUAAGAAGUCUUAUGCCAAAGACAAAUCAUAUGUCCUGACUGGCAUUGUGCAGGGCCUUGCUGAAGAACUUGUAGAUUUAUUCUACAAUGGCGUAACGCUGAACCUUGGAGGCAAGGAAACGACUUUCUACGCAGCCUUGUUGGGCUUGAAGGGGGAUUGGCCAAUACAAGCUCGAGUGGGCAAUCUUACAAGACACUUCGCUCGGAAAGCUGUGUAUAAAGUUUCUGCAGAUACGAGUGGCUUCUGCCAUCUAUGCCGCGCUGGGGAGCAGGGCUACGAUGCCAACGAUUAUAGCCAAAACGCAGCAUGGCGAGAGACAUUCUUGAAAGUUCCGCCCUGGACUUCCGAAGGUCCCUUGUGUCGCGUGCCGCAGUCCCCGGCGAAGGAGUACAUGCACAAGUUUGACAUAUUCCAUACUUUGCACAAGGGCGUCUUUGCUGAGCUUUCUGGAAGUGGGUUGGUUCUCAUCACCGACUACCAUUUGGCAGGUGCCGGCGAUAUUCCACAGCAGCUUCAGGCAAUAUAUGCUCUGAUGGCGAAGCACUGCAAGGACACCGCAACACCACUGCAUAUGGAUGGGCUCACAAGGCAUUUGCUGUCAUUUCCCGGCGACUAUGCAUAUCCCGUUGGGAAUUGGUUUAAGGGUGCUGACACUGCAGCUGCAUGCAGUUUUCUUGAAGCUUUUUGGUCCGAGCACCUCGCGGUUGCAAACGAGCAAGAUUUAUAUUUGGAUGCGGUGCUGCGAGCUCUUCGUGCCGCGAAUGUCUUCUUGCGUACGCUGUACAGGUCAGGCCUCUGGUUAUCGGUGGAUCGCUGCAAGAUCGUCGCUGAAGCCGGCCUGGCCUUUCUCAAGGCGUAUUUGGAAGCAUCGUCGCGGGCUUAUGAGCGAGGGCGCACUCGCUUCAAACUGACGCCGAAGUACCACGCUUUGAUUCACAUCAUUGAUGUGCUUGCUACGGCUUAUGAAAGCAACCGCCGCUGGACAUUGAACCCGUUGUGCGAAGCCACACAGAUGGAUGAGGAUUUUGUUGGCCGCGUGGCCAACGUUACCACAGCUGUCAAUGUUCGUCAGAUGCACAAGUCUACAUUGAGGAAAUAUCUGACGAACGUGUGGACUCAUUUGCACUCGCGGUGA